Molecule: messenger RNA, 1116 nt
Organism: Scophthalmus maximus (turbot)
Lineage: Eukaryota; Metazoa; Chordata; Actinopteri; Pleuronectiformes; Scophthalmidae
Gene: dnajc24
Product: DnaJ (Hsp40) homolog, subfamily C, member 24
Exons: 5
Coding region: 140-673 (177 amino acids)
Biological process (GO): positive regulation of ATP-dependent activity
Molecular function (GO): ferrous iron binding; ATPase activator activity
Source: RefSeq, a predicted model, not a curated record
CAGAGGUAACCCGGAAGUCUCCGUAGGCGUCAGUUGCGGAACUGCAGAAGCGAACCGCUUGUUUGCCGGGGGACAAAUAACAUCGUCGUACACCAUGUCGUCGCCUCCCAGCUGACAGCCGCGGUGCCUUCGUGUUUUCAUGAGAGCAGGAAUGUGUGAAGCUGUAAAGAUGGACCUGUAUGCUGUCCUGGGAGCCAGCCCCUCCUACUCAGUCCAGCAGCUCCGACACAGAUACCAGCAGCUGGCCUUACAGUACCACCCAGAUCGCCUUCGGGGUGAGUGUUCUUCAGAAGCAGAGACUUGUGUGACGAAGUUUCUGGAAGUCGACGCAGCCUGGAGGAUCCUCGGUGACCAGGAAGCCAGGAGACAGUAUGACCUGCAGAGGAGAGCACAGGAACUGAAACAGGAUUGGCCAGUCGAUUCCACUGUCUAUCUGGAGGACAUGACCUGGGACCAGGGUGAGCGUGUGCACACGCACUGUUGUCGCUGUGGAGGAGGAUUCAGCAUCUCAGAGGAGGAGGUAGAGGAGGAGACACAGAGGAUGGAGGAUGAGGGGGAGGAGGAGGAGGAGGAGAGAGUGGAGGGACAGAACAGAGGAGUGGUGGUCUGCUGUGACACGUGUUCCCUCAGUGUGUACGUCACAUGGCCGUUACACAGAAAGACUCCAACGUGAAGAGGACAAUGAGAAGUGGAUUGUGUACGAUUUCAUGUUCAACGUGUCUCACUUUUGUCUACGAGCCUGUAAACAAGGCACUGAUGAAAUGGCUCAUUGUGUGUGUGUGUGUGUGUGUGUGUGUGUGUGUGUGUGUGUGUGUGUGUGUGUGUGUGUGUGUGUGUGUGUGUGUGUGUGUGUGUGUGUGUGUGUGUGUGUGUGUGUGUGUGUGUGUGUGUGUGUGUGUGUGUGUGUGUGUGUGUGUGUGUUCAGUAGAAGUAUGUGCAGAUGACUGUUGCUUGGCAAUGCUACCCUUUGUUACAGCAGGUGAUCAGCUCUGGCAGCUCAGGGCUACUCAUGCAGCUGGUCGGUUGACCGGUUUCAACAUGUUCUACACGUCCGACUUAAAUAAUGGUAAAAUGUCUUCUAAAGCUAAAUAAAAUCAGAAGCAUUGCAAAAACAAA